Molecule: messenger RNA, 1485 nt
Organism: Cryptomeria japonica (Japanese cedar)
Lineage: Eukaryota; Viridiplantae; Streptophyta; Pinopsida; Cupressales; Cupressaceae
Product: delta(3,5)-Delta(2,4)-dienoyl-CoA isomerase, peroxisomal
Exons: 1
Coding region: 378-1214 (278 amino acids)
Cellular component (GO): peroxisome
Molecular function (GO): delta(3,5)-delta(2,4)-dienoyl-CoA isomerase activity
Source: RefSeq, a predicted model, not a curated record
ACUAUGGAACGGAAUUAAAAACUUAAUCUGUUACCUAGCAGGAUUCUUUAUGAUAGUCAAACAAAUGCGAAAGGAAUCUAUCCGGCUGCUUGUCUUUUACAAAUAUGACAUUUUGUAUACUGAAACAUAGGAAUUCCCCCAAUUCAAUUCACCUGUUUGAACAAAUCUGAACAUGCCAAGCGGCUAGUAUUUUGCAAGACACCUAAGCCAAAAGCAUACGUUGGCACUCAUAGGUGGCUCUCAGAGGAUGAGAUUUCUACCUACUUCCGGUUUCUAUGUUUUUGGUUUAUUAGGCUGCCUUCAAAUGAUCAACAAUUCUUGAAGAAUACCGUAGAUAAAAUACAUUAAAAAUCUGUUGCAGCUGAAUUUUUCAGACUAUGGAUGGUUGGGAAAGACUGAAGGUUGUAGAGGAUUCCUCUUGCAAUGGAGUGUUCCAUCUUAUAUUGAACCGCCCAUCUCAUAGAAAUGCUCUGGAUAGUCAUUUCUACAGGGAGUUUCCUAAGGCACUUGCAACCUUAGAUGAAAACCCAUCAGUGAGGGUCAUUAUUCUUACUGGCUCGGGCAAGCAUUUCUGUUCUGGAAUUGACCUUUCUGUAUUGGGCGCCAUGUUAAAAUCCCAGGCCCCAGAUGAUGGCAAUGAUCAGGGAAGGCUUAGAGAAAAGCUGAGAAGAAAUCUUAAAUAUAUGCAGUCAGCAAUCACAGCUUUGGAGAUAUGCAGGAAACCUGUGAUUGCCGCCAUCCAUGGGGGCUGUAUAGGAGCAGGGGUUGACAUUAUUACUGCCUGUGAUAUUAGGUAUUGUAGUCAAGAUGCCUUUUUCUGUGUCAAGGAGGUUGAUUUGGCAAUCACCGCUGAUUUGGGCACUUUACAGAGGUUACCCAGAUUGGUUGGAGAAGGGAAUGCCAUGGAGUUAUCCCUGACAGGCAGAAAGUUUGAUGCUUCUGAGGCUAAGGUAUUGGGUCUGGUUUGUAAUGUUUUUCGUUCAAAGGAGGAUAUGGAGGCAGCGGUAGGUAUUAUAGCUGGGGACCUUGCUGCUAAGUCUCCACUUGCUGUCGUGGGAACCAAAGCUGUUCUAUUGAAGUCCAGGGACAUCACUGUGGAUCAAGGCUUGGAUUAUGUUGCUACAUGGAAUGCUGCAAUGCUUUUGUCUGAUGAUUUGAAGGAGGCCCUCACUGCUCAAUUGGGGAAGAGGAAACCCGCCUUUGCAAAACUGUAAGUUUGUCUGAUGAAAUGGAUCCUUCCUUUACCUCUGGUAUUCAGGGAUAACUAUUUCUGCACUGGAUUUUUAAGGAGUUGAGCUUGUUACUUUCAUUUGGACCUGUGUAACAAGAGCUCCACUUUUAAUUUCCAUUUUGACUAGAUGAAGUUGGAAUUUCAAGGCUGUUUGCUCAGCAAGCAUCUGUGAGGAUCCUAAAACAUUAGACUCGAUGAUAUAUGUUAUUGUCUGUGUUGUAUAUAGAUUUGAAAUAAUGCCUCCUCAAACUUUA